GUUCUUGAGGAAAUGUAUAAGACACUGGAAUUGGAAAUUCCUCCAGUGUUUACGUUUCGUCAGGAAGUUUUUACACAAAAAUUUUUUUGCAGUGCUGGUUUUAUGAAUAAAUGGUAUGAUACAAAAGAAGCAUUUCCGAAUCAAGAAAUAGCAAGAGAAGCUGCGGCUCAAAGCCUAUUGAAGAUAAUUAUGGCUUCGAAAGAAUAUGAAGAUUAUCUUCAAGAAAAAGAAAAACAGGAAAAAGAAAAAUAAGGGUAGAAAUUUUAUUAAUAAUGGUAAAUUUAGAAAAGGAAAUAAGCAAUCCUUUACCCCAAGGAAUACGAUUCAAAAAUUAUCCAGGAGCCAAAGGAAGAAGUUAAAGAGACAAAUUAGGAUGCAACAAAAAGUUAUUGGAAAACAGGAUGCAGUGCAAUCUAUAUUUUGCCCUAAUCCUGUUUCCAGACAGGAAAAUAAACCUAAGAAGGUGAAGUUUGAUGAUAAAAUACUUGUUCUUGGUCAAGACUUUAUACCAAAACCAAAUGGUUCAAAGAGUUUAAGAGGUAUAAUGAGUCAAAAAAAUCAAAAUUCAUCAUACCAAUAUGAUCAAAUCUCUAAUGAGCCCAUAACCUACCAAAUGUUGGUAAGGGAAUUCUUGGAGAAGGAUAAAAUCUACGUUCCCCCAAGCAAGUUCUUGGAUGAUUUUUGCAUCAUCUCAAAUAUUUCGAAGCCAAAUUAUGAUUUCUACAAUGAUGGUUAUGGAAACUUCAUUGCGGAAAUUUUAGUUGGUGACGUUAAAUAUAUAGGUGAACGAGUUUUUUGUUACGUAGAAGAAGCUCAGGAAUGUGUAGCAGAGAUAGCUUUUAAUAUAUUAUAUAACAAAAGUGAUAGGAAUACAAAAACGAAAUUUAAAGACAGACUUUCGUUUGCAUCGCUAGAUCGUUCAUUGGACAUGCCGGAUAUGCUUAUGCCGGACAUGCCUAGCGAAGCAGCUGCAUCAUUUGGUUUACUACAGCAAAGACAUGAAAGUUACAUUCCAAUAUACCCAAACUGCAACUCCUCUUGCAUACAACAAUUCGGAAUGCCGCCACCGCCACCUCCACCUCCACCUCCAUUACCAACAACUUAUUGCAAUAUUCCGAUGGAACCUUCUCGACCGAUGUCUAAUACGUCUGAAAAUCCAUCAACUUUUGAUUCAAGUCCUUUGACGGCGCCACUUUCCGUUUCAAAUCUUGGUAAUGUUCAAAAAACACGUCAAGAAAUUCCUACACAACAGAUUCAGGUAGAACCUAAACAAUCGACUACCGUACCUCGACAACAAAAUGAUUCAAUAACACCUUACGUUUUGCACAAACUUGCUAAAGAAAGAGGGUGGGGCGUCAUUGAUUAUCAGUACAGUAAAACCCUUAAAGGGUAUAAAUGUACUUGCUAUAUUAGAAAAUUAAAAUUUACCUCAAAUCCUUGUAUUGACAAGGAUACUGCCAAGAAUCAAGCAGCUAAAAUUGCCUUAUUAGCAUUGCCGGAAUAUAGCGAUUGUGAAAUCUAGAUCCGUGUCUAGAUAUGAAAUAUACGAAAUAAUUUUGUUUGUUCGGUUAUUUGGUUUGUGAUCACGGCAUUAAAUAUUCUACGUUUAGAUUAUUAUUGCCAUAAUUUCGAGCAUAGCCGCCAUCUUAUUAAUUUUUUUUUUCUUUU
Rhizophagus irregularis DAOM 181602=DAOM 197198 is the source of this 1668-nucleotide messenger RNA. The record is from RefSeq and is a predicted model, not a curated record. NCBI's taxonomy places the organism in Eukaryota, Fungi, Glomeromycota, Glomeromycetes, Glomerales, Glomeraceae.